Aspergillus brunneoviolaceus CBS 621.78 is the source of this 339-nucleotide messenger RNA. RefSeq lists its product as uncharacterized. Lineage: Eukaryota; Fungi; Ascomycota; Eurotiomycetes; Eurotiales; Aspergillaceae. Gene Ontology annotation, molecular function: protein binding. The record is from RefSeq and is a predicted model, not a curated record. The transcript has a single exon. The annotation marks the transcript as partial.
AUCCCCGAGAUCCUCGAAAAGAUCCUGCUGGGCCUGGACAUGAAGACCCUGCUCCUUUCGACGCGAGUCUGUCGCGCGUGGAACGCCCUCAUCCGAUCCUCCCCCAGCAUCCAGAAGGCACUAUUCUUCCGUGCAGCCGAUCCUGUCCCCGGCCAGGCCAAAGCCAAGAACCCCCUCGUGGAGGAAAAGGUCUGGCACGACUUUCUGCACCCGCGCCUCUUCUCGCGUCUCGUAGGUGCCGCCUACUUCUCCGCCUAUCCGCUGAUCGAAUCGGAAGAGAUCGACAAGGCCUAUCUCCGCCCCGAGGCAAGCUGGCGCCGGAUGCUGCUCCAGCAGCCC